GAAGCUGGAAGAACCCCCGCAUCAAGAAAUCUCAGUUCAAUAUCUCAAAAUAAUUCCCAGUUCAAAGUUUUUGGCGGGGCCUGAAAAUCAAGCUGCGCGGUGCUCGUAUAGUUACUUCCACAAGAACGCAAAACUAAUAUCUAUGGUUCCUCCCUCUGCAAAAAAUUCUAGGUUUCCCGUUUGGCUCUCCUCUCUCGCUGUCCUAAAUCUGGUUCCUUUCUUUCUAGUUUUUUCUUCUCUAAUGCCAUGGCUGAUGGCCGUCUAUCUUCUGAUGAAGUCAUUGCAAAGCUGAUUGAAAUGGGAUUUGAGAAUUCUUCCGCUGUUCAAGCUGUGAAGCAAGUGGGUCCAUUGUUUAAUGAUGCUGUUGAGUAUAUCUUGAAUGGUUCUUGUGGAGAUUGUAGGGGUGCACCUAGUAAUUCUGAAUGUUCCACAAAAAACAGCAAGGCUCUGGGCAAAAGAACGUUGUCAUCUGCUGUUUUGGGUCAAAUGCGUCAAUCUAGUAUAUUGGAUCAUUUCCAAUCCACAGGUAGACCCAAACGAAGAAGAACUAGCAAUGUACCUGACACAUCAAUUUCUGGUUCAGAGGUCUUAGAUCGUCCUGUAAAUGAAGUUAAGGAAUCAGUAACUAGCAAGGGGUGUGGUAACCUCGGAACUGUUCCAGAAGCCUUGCAAGUUAGCUUCAAAGAAGAGGUAGAACCGGGAUUACAUUGGGAACAGAGAGCUAAUAAUUUGUUACAAAAACAUUUUGGUUAUUCAUCCUUGAAGAGUUUCCAAAAGGAAGCUUUGGCUGCUUGGCGAGCUCACCGAGAUUGUCUUGUUCUUGCUGCAACAGGAUCUGGGAAAUCUCUGUGCUUUCAGAUUCCAGCAUUGUUAUCUGGGAAGGUUGUGGUUGUGAUUUCACCAUUGAUAAGCUUGAUGCAUGAUCAGUGCUUAAAGCUAUCAAGACAUGGGAUCUCUGCAUGCUUUCUUGGAUCUGGACAACCCGACAGUAGCGUGGAACAAAAAGCAAUGAGAGGCUUGUAUGACAUAAUAUAUGUUUGUCCUGAGACAGUGUUAAGACUAAUAAAACCACUACAGGGACUUGCAGAAAGUCGUGGAAUUGCUUUGUUUGCAAUUGAUGAAGUCCAUUGUGUUUCUAAGUGGGGCCAUGGCUUUCGGCCUGACUACAGGCGUUUGUCUAUAUUGCGGGAGAACUUUAAUGCUAGCAAUUUGCAAUUUCUAAAAUUUGAUAUACCACUAAUGGCAUUGACUGCAACUGCCACCAUUCAGGUUCGAGAAGAUAUUCUUGAAUCAUUGAGCAUGUCAAAGGAAACAAAGAUUGUAAUUACCUCAUUUUUCCGACCAAAUCUACGGUUCUUGGUAAAACAUAGCAGAACCUCUUCUUCAACAUCUUAUAAGAAGGACUUUUGCCAGUUGAUAGGCAUGUAUGCCAGAAAGAGAAAGAAUGGCAAUAAGAAACAAAUUAUGAUCUCAAAUGUAACAAGUGAUUGUUCUGAUAGCUCAACUGAUAUUAGCAUAUCAGAGGCAUAUGAAUAUAGUGAUGUGGACGAUGAUGUACAUUUAACCAAGGAAAAUGGGUCAACUCCAUCAAAGCAAAGAGAACUGUCAGCUGAAUAUUUGGAAAAUGAGCUUGAUGUCUUUCAGAGCGUGGAUGACUGGGAUGUUGCAUAUGGUGAGUUUUGCGGACAAUCUCCUCACAAGGAUUUGGAAAUGAGUGGGUUAGUUGAGACAGCUGAUGCCCCUGGUACUAUAGAAGAAAGAUUAGCCCUUUUGCAAGAGCCUUUAGAAGAAGGACCGACCAUCAUAUAUGUUCCUACAAGAAAAGAAACACUGAGCAUAGCAAAUUAUCUUUGUGAUUCAGGUGUGAAGGCUGCUGCUUAUAAUGCAUCGUUGCCUAAAUCACAUCUCCGACGGGUUCACAAGGAAUUUCAUGACAACAUGCUAGAGGUUGUGGUGGCAACAAUUGCUUUUGGAAUGGGGAUUGACAAGUUAAAUGUCCAAAGAAUUAUCCACUAUGGCUGGCCACAGAGUCUGGAAGCAUAUUAUCAAGAAGCAGGUCGAGCUGGAAGGGAUGGGAAACUAGCAGAAUGCAUUCUAUAUGCGAACCUGUCAAGAGUACCAUCACUUUUGCCUAGUAAAAGAAGUGAAGAUCAGACAAAACAAGCAUACAAGAUGUUGUCUGAUUGUUUCAGAUAUGGAAUGAAUACCUCAUGUUGUCGAGCUAAAAUCCUUGUGGAGUAUUUUGGGGAGGAUUUCAGUAAUGAGAAGUGUCUCUUGUGUGAUGUGUGUGUUGAUGGGCCUCCUAAAGCGGAGAAUCUGAAAGAGGAGGCCAAUAUAUUAAUGCAAAUUAUUGCCUCCCAAAAUGGACAGAGCUGUUUUCUUGAUGGUUCAUACGAUGAUACAUACAGUGAUUCUAAAUCACAUAGAUUAAUGCAGAAGCCAAACCUCAGAAUGUUUGUUAGUAAAUUAAGAGAGCAGUCCCAAAAAUUUUGGGAGAAAAAUCAGCUAUGGUGGCAAGGUCUUGCAAGGGUCAUUGAGGGUAAAGGAUACAUCAGAGAAGGCGAUGACAAGAUUCAUGUUCAAAUAAAAUUCCCAGAGCCAACAAAACUGGGAUUGGAGUUUCUGGAAGUUGAAAGAGAUAAACCUUUCUAUGUUUAUCCUGAAGCAGACAUGCUGCUUUCAAUGAACAAAUGCAAAUCUUAUUCUACUUUUGCAGACUGGGGAAAGGGUUGGGCUGAUCCUGAGAUCCGCCGUCAGCGCUUAGAAAAAAGGCGGCUGGAUAGAAAGCCAAGAAAGCCAAGAAGAAAGAGAAAAUCCAGGAAAAGGAAACCAGAUAUGACUACUGCUAGAGGGAGAAUAACAGCUAAACUCUCAAAACUGGGGUGAUCCCAUUAUAUUUUGGUUUCUUUUCUCUAGUCAAAGAGUGGUGCAACGUCCUCCAUCCCCAAGGCCCCAACAAGAACUGAAAAUCAAAGGGACAGUUUUGCAGAAUGCAGAGUUAUUAUUUAAUAGGAGAUUAUGGAUGAUAAUUGAUUUAGUUUGUAUAGCGACAGACUACUACCUAGAAUUGAUUCAGUUGUUACAUUUAGGAGUAAUGGGUCAAAUAUUUACUCAUGCAAA
Manihot esculenta (cassava) is the source of this 3120-nucleotide messenger RNA. RefSeq names its product ATP-dependent DNA helicase Q-like SIM. Gene Ontology annotation, biological process: double-strand break repair via homologous recombination. The transcript is spliced from 16 exons. Gene Ontology annotation, cellular component: cytoplasm; chromosome; nucleus. Gene Ontology annotation, molecular function: four-way junction helicase activity; 3'-5' DNA helicase activity; protein binding. The record is from RefSeq and is a predicted model, not a curated record. NCBI's taxonomy places the organism in Eukaryota, Viridiplantae, Streptophyta, Magnoliopsida, Malpighiales, Euphorbiaceae. Bases 247 to 2886 code for a protein of 879 amino acids.